Molecule: messenger RNA, 360 nt
Organism: Spirodela intermedia
Lineage: Eukaryota; Viridiplantae; Streptophyta; Magnoliopsida; Alismatales; Araceae
Source: the annotation of a GenBank genome assembly
AUGAGGACCCAGUUGCCUUCCGUCCUUCUUCUUCUCGCACUUCUUUCGGCCGUAACCCUUCAGUCUCAGGCCCAGAAGCCUGCGCCGUAUCCUCCACGGACGGGUGAAUGGACUCGGAUUAAGAAGGUGGACGAAUACCACGUCCAGGGCAUCGCUCGCUUCGCCGUGUCGGAGCACAACAAACAGACGGGGGAGGACCUGGAGUACGUCCGGAUUUACAGGGGCUACGUCGACGGGCCGUUCUACAAGCUCCUCAUCCAGGCCACGGACGACGUCAAGGCCCGCAGGUACGAGGCCGUAGUGAGGGAUAGGCUCUGGAACAAGCCUAAGGAGCUCAUCUACUUCAGGCGCUCGUCUUGA